AUGCUGGGUUCGAUUCCUGCGCUGGGCGAUAUUGCCAGGGCUCGGCUCAAGCUGCGAGCAGUGCCGGUCACGGAGGAGAAUUUCAAUCUCGCGAAUGGGAUUCCCAGAUUCUACCUCAUGGAGCUCAAGAAAACGGGGCUGCGAUUCAAAAGGAUAACGCAUCACGCCAGGGUGACGCAGUGUCUGGGAUCAGUGGGAGCUCAUCCUUGGUACAUGGCGGUCUCUCCCCCCAGCAUUGUGGAUCCUUCAUCGCAACACGAGGGCGCUGUUCGAUCCAACGCUGGUGGCCACUACUAUUUACCUCCCUCUCAUGCAAGCGUCCAGGUUUUCAAGAUAGAUGGUCCUCGCUUCAUCAACCUAAACGAAGGAACUUGGCACGCUGGUCCUCUCUUUGGUGAUCGAGAUUCGAUGGUCUUCUACAACUUGGAGCUCAGUGACACCAACGUUGUGGAUCACACUACCCACGUGUUUAAGGACGACGUACUGAUCGAAGAUUGAGGUGAUGGCGAGCUUAAACACUUUUUUGCGUGUAUAGAAAAGCAAAUGGUGGAAAUGAAACAAGUUCUUUGCGAGCUAA
Messenger RNA from Selaginella moellendorffii, 577 nucleotides. RefSeq lists its product as uncharacterized. Gene Ontology annotation, molecular function: ureidoglycolate hydrolase activity. The record is from RefSeq and is a predicted model, not a curated record. Bases 1 to 498 code for a protein of 165 amino acids. NCBI's taxonomy places the organism in Eukaryota, Viridiplantae, Streptophyta, Lycopodiopsida, Selaginellales, Selaginellaceae. The transcript has 4 exons.